Molecule: messenger RNA, 1029 nt
Organism: Epithele typhae
Lineage: Eukaryota; Fungi; Basidiomycota; Agaricomycetes; Polyporales; Epitheliaceae
Exons: 5
Coding region: 1-1029 (342 amino acids)
Source: RefSeq, a predicted model, not a curated record
AUGGCUCCCGUUCCCGGCGUAUACUACGGCCCCGACGAAGACGAGGACACCAUCAAUCUCGAGCGGUUCUUCCUCGCCAGCGACCUAGUGUGCGGCGUCGGUUAUGGCAUUCAACUAUUCAUCUGGUCCUCGUGCACGAUGUACCUCUGGAAGCACCGAUCCCGUGGGAGGAAGACGAUGUUUCUCCUCGGCUACCUUGUACUCCUCUUCGCGAUCGACACGGUUUUCGUGAUCGAUCAGGCGCGCACCGUCCAGGUCAUCUACGUCGAGAACAGGAACUACCCCGGCGGCCCAUGGCAGUACUUCCUCGACACUCAGUACCUCGCUAUCAACGUUAUCUUCUACACUGCCUUCUUUAUCAUGACGUUCAUGUGCGACGUCAUCGUUCUGUGGCGUUGCUGGAUCAUUUGGACGUCGUCAGGGCGUAUGCAAGCAUAUGCGGUCACGUUCUUGCCCUGCAUUCUGCUUGUCGCGUCCUUUGUCAUGGGCACGCUCUGGACGUUGCAGUCGAGCCACCCCGGCCUCUCGCUAUACAGCAAGACGCCACUGGCAUACGGCACCGCAUACUACACCAUCUCGCUCAGCACGAACGUCAUCCUCACCGCGCUCAUCACCGGUCGCCUGCUCGCACUCCGCCGGACGCACCUCGCCCACCUCCCGCCACAGCACGCCCACCAGUACCUUUCGCUCGCGACGAUCGUGGUCGAGUCCGCGGCGCUCUACUCCGCGUUCGCGAUUGCGUUCCUUGUUUCGUACGCGCUCGACUCGCCGGUCAACCAGGUCUGGCUCGGAGCCGCGUCCGCCGCUCAGCAAAUCGCGACGUGCCUCAUCAUCUAUCGUGUCGCGGACGGGACGGCGUGGACAAAGGAGAAGAUGGAGACACAGACACAGUCCACGUUCCAGGCAGGAGAUGUGGCUCGCGCCAAACCGGAAGCUACGCCGUCCGACCCCGGCGUGUUCUCGACUGGGAUAAUCGCCGUGUCUGUCGGCGAUGACUUCCUCGCUGAGUCGAAGGUGGAGUAUUCGUAG